UAUUGUAGCUCUGCUAAAUACAGGCUGGCCGAUCUCCGAGAAGUGUCAAUGGAUUCUCCUUGCUGAUGUGUGAAACUGUGAACCUGAGAGUAGAACAUCUCUCUACAAAAGCCAGUGAUAACUUUUUAAGAGAUGAGGAGUAUGAAUGGAAGGGACCUUUCUACUUCAUCCAAGGAGCAGAUCCUCAGUUUGGGCUGAUGAAAGCUUGGGCCAUUGGAGACUGUGGCAAUGGAGGCGAUGAGUGGGGAGAAGAGAUCAAGUUAACGGAGCAAGCAGUGCAAGCUGUCAACAAGCUGACCCCAAAGCCCAAGUUCUUUGUGUUGUGCGGAGAUCUCAUCCAUGGAAUGCCAGGAACCCAGUGGAGAAAGGACCAAGAACAAGAUUUGAAGAAAGUUCUGCAGAACACAGACCAGGACAUCCCACUCGUGUUUGUCAGCGGCAAUCAUGACAUUGGCAAUACUCCAACCAGAGAAACAAUAGACGAUUAUUGCAAGAACUGGGGAGAUGAUUAUUUCAGCUUUUGGGUCGGAGGUGUUUUGUUUCUUGUGCUAAAUUCCCAGUUGUAUUUUGAUUCUUCUAAAUGCCCCGACUUACGGCAAGCCCAAGACAUGUGGCUUAAUGGACAGCUGGCUGCAGCACAAGAGCGUAAGUGCAAGCACGUGAUAGUGUUCCAGCACAUCCCUCUGUUUCUGCGGACGCCAGAGGAGGAAGAUGACUACUUCAACUUGGAAAAAUCAGUUCGCCAAGAGAUCCUGGUGAAGUUUCACAAAGCAGGUGUUAAGGCAGUGUUUUCUGGACAUUACCAUAGGAAUGCUGGGGGUUCCUACAGAGGACUGGAAAUGGUGGUUUCAUCAGCAAUAGGAUGUCAGCUGGGAGAAGAUGAACACGGGCUCCGCGUGGUUGUUGUCACAGCUGAAAAGAUUGUUCAUAGAUAUUACAGUUUAAAUGAACUGAGCAGCCAAGGAAUAGAUAAAGAUCUUGUGGAUAUGCUUGCCAAGAAAAAUUAGGCUGCCUCAAAUGCCUUUUAACUCAAGAGGCUCAUGGGUGUUUUUUCUAGAUUAAAUAGAAAGUUUCAGAAGUUUCCACAAGCUGAAGACACAUUUCUCAUUGUGCACCAUGUCCCAACACAACUCUCUAUUUGUUUAAAUCCUACAUAACAAAACAAGGAAGGUGUUGAAGUAUUUCUCAUUUAGAAAAUGAAACCUCUACAUGGUACAUGCGAGAAUAACAGAACAAGUAUGGUAAUACAUUUUUGAAAAGGCUUAAGAUUUUCUACUCUAUUCCUGAACUUUCUUAUCUGAAGAAGUAUAGCCAAGAAUAAGAGGAAUUGCUUCCAGGUAACCCUGCAAAUUAGAGUCUAUUUUAAUUUGAUAUUUAAGACAGUUUAAAAUCUGUAAACUUAAUCACUUCUAUUACACCCCAGACAAUAAAAAUGUGUCAUGUUUUUACUCCAGAAGGACAAAUCUAAAACUCAGUGAAAUCAACACGACUCUUUUAACAGCUUGGCUCAGACCUUGUUGCCUACAGUGGUCAUAUUUUCUCCCAUUUUCCAUAGUCAUUUAAGUUCUUCAGAGCCAGCAGCAAUAAGAGAGCAAACACAUUCCACUUGUGCAAAGUUACAGCUUGUGGUUUCAUUAUAACUUGAUUUUAUAUUAUGAAACAUCGAUAAAUGACACUAACACAGGUGCCACCGAGAGAAAUUAAACACGAAACGAUUAUUUUCCUUUUUAAAUGUAGCUACCAUUCAAUUAGCAUGUAUUAUUGCUCUGUUUCAAAAGCUGGAAUACCUGUACACCAAAAAUACUCUCUGCAGAAUACUGUCAGCAUAAGUCACUGUUGAUUCCUAGGCAAGUGUUAAGCAUUCAUUUUCAAAUGCAAUUUACGGGCGCCUUGUUGUAGUCCUGUGGCCACUGAGCGUUAACAACCUGUAAAGGUUCACUGUCUUCACUGGAGUAAGUCUGAAAAUACAAAUGAUCUAACAAGAAAAGUUCCAUUCUACGCUCAUGUGCUGCAAGCUGUCUGAUUCUGUA
Messenger RNA from Nothoprocta perdicaria, 2030 nucleotides. It is a transcript of the gene CPPED1, whose product is annotated as calcineurin like phosphoesterase domain containing 1. The record is from RefSeq and is a predicted model, not a curated record. The transcript has 4 exons. Bases 66 to 1007 code for a protein of 313 amino acids. Gene Ontology annotation, molecular function: hydrolase activity. Lineage: Eukaryota; Metazoa; Chordata; Aves; Tinamiformes; Tinamidae.